CAAUGCCAUGGGAUUGACUGAGGCAGUCUCAGUGUUGCCCUGCACAGGCUGAGGCAAGUCUCAAAUUUUCCUCUUUAUUUUGUGUACUCGAGGGGCCUCACAGCCUUGUGGCUGUUGGAUACAGGUGUCCCCAAACUUGCAGCAAGUUUGGUGAUGGCCCCCAUUUUGUUUAAUUCAGGGGGUUUCACCUAACUAACUGUCAUAAGUAAUUUUGGUUAACAAGUGAGACUUACACCAGACUUGGAUAUGAAAUAACAAUUCUGGCUUAAUUUCAACCUGCUAUUGCUUACCACAGUAAAUACGUUCAAACUGGUAAUCUUGUCAAUGCUUUAACUUUUCAAUGAGACUGCUGUGGUACAAUUGCUUGCUGAUCUGUGCAAACAACCAUAAUUUCAUUUCCCCCACAAAAAAAUAGGAUCGAUAUACAUUUUCAUUUAAUUACCAUAUCAUUAAAGACCUGUAUACAACUCCAACUCCUGUGGAACGCCAAAAGGCCUGAGUGCAUUUGUCCAAACAAUGGAUGUCAAUGGGGUCAAUCUGGUUAGGUUACCCACAUAUUUCAACACAAAUAUAUUUUGGUUCCUGUAGAAGAAAGUCAUACAGGUUUGUAAUGACAUGAGGAUUAGUAAAAGAAGUUUAAUUUCCGGCAGAACUAUCCCUUUAACCUGAGUGUAUUUUCCACCCUGUUAAGUAGUUGCAAUUUAAGGCACACACCUUUCAUCUCUUUUUGGAUAAAGAAUUUUAGAAGUGCAUUGUUAUUUACCUAACAUUGUUGUUUUUAACCCUACAGGCAGAUUAUCUGUAAGGCUUUGCUUGUUAGUGCAUUAUUGUUUAUAUCUUGUUCAUUUGUGUAAUUUGAAAGGUAAGUUGGAUCAUGGUAGUUGGUAUCUUAUAUAUUGUCCUGUGGCAUGUGCAAGUUAAAAAUAACUAUAAUAAUUGUCUUAUACAGCACUCCAGAUUAAUAAAAAUAAAUGUAGUUCUAAAGAGUAAUGUGUUGAAAUUGUUUUUAUGAAACAUGUUUACAAAUUCUUGUUUGGGGUGGCAGCUCAGAAUAUCUUCCAAUGAUGUGUUCUACAGAUGGAGGUGCAAGUUUAUUUGCAUUACUUGGGGAUGUGCGCUACGACUAAUUUGACAGUCGUUUAAACGAAGGUUUUGUAACCGUGUAGUCGACUAGUCUAAAACUAAGAGUGGACCAGAAGGCGGUCCACAAACUUUGCGUAGGGCCUAUGUAGGCCUAAUACACUUUUUAAAACGUAGGCUAUUAAUCAAACUGUUCAUAUCCAAUAUUAAAUGUCACUAAUACAAGCGUGUGUCCCACUUUUCUUACCUUAUGAACAUUAAUAUUUCUACAUUUGCUGAUAUGCCAACCCUGACUGGAUCAUUUUAGCGGCUGUAAGAAGUGACGCGUUUGUUUAAUAAGCAGUUGUUUGCUUUGGCUGGUCUGUGCCUGGCCUUAUUAUAUGUAGCUUAUACAAUAUUCUUUUAGUUUUUUCCUUUUAGUCUGUUUUUUGGACUCAAAGUUCAAUUAAAUGCGUCUAUAACACAGAAAUGUAUAGAACAGGCUAAACACUCAAGUCCACAUGUGAUUAAUGUUAAUAUUAUUUUACAUGUUCUUGAGGAAACGCAAGCAAUAUUCUCAGAUGAAAGUCAGCUCGAUGUUUGUGAGGAAACACAGAUAAGAUUGCUAAGUGAUCAUGUUUAUUCAUGCAACAUUUUUGUGAGAAAGAUUUCUUCAAAGAAAUUUCUGUGGAUCUAAAAGCAGAGACAUUCUCAUCUCAGUUUUAUUUAGUGUGCUCAAGAUGCAUUCAUCUUAUUUACUGUUAAUUCUGCCAUCAAAUAAUGUCAAUCUGUCUUUAAAGCAUUUUAAAUAUCAAAAUGUAUCAAUUGUUUACAUAACUGUGUUUGCGUUAGAUUAUCUACCUUUUCGUUUUGCUUGCAUUCCGCACUUCCGUCUGGAUUAUCCGCAGGGGGGCAAUGGUCACGCAUGGGUCCAGUACAAUUAUUAUGACCCUUUGAUAUGACAUAAUUUGUGUAAAACCUGCCUGUUUUCCUCAAACACCCCCACAACUCGUCUUUCAAGUGGUCAUUUCUACACGUGCUGCAAUUGGGACGAAGGAAACGCAUGCUAGAUCUGAACUCAAAUUUAAACGUUUAAUUUCUGAUACACUUUUAAAGACUAUUAAUAAAAGAAAUCAAACAUGUUGUUUAUGUAAUUUAAAAGGUUUUUAAACGCACACAAAAAGUUAUUUAAAUUACUUUCAUUUUAAUGUGUCGUGUAAUAGACUUGUUUUCUAUGUGGACUAGUUUACCGUGUAAACAACUUGUCGAUGAGUCUCGCACAUCCCCUCUUAUGAUCGUGUUUAUGAUGGAUUUGCAUGAUCCCUAGUUUACCUUUGAUAUCCAUACACAGAGGGGUCUAAUAUAAAUGUGGUUAAGCAUCUAUUCAAGCAUACUGUGAGCUAUUUGUUGCUCUUUUCAUCGUGUUUUUAGCCUAUAAGCGUUUAUUGUUCGGUUAUCCUUGGAUUUUAUCAAAAUGUCAGAAGCCAGUUUACAUGUUAGAUUUAUGAUCUACAUUUUAUUGUGCUCGCAUCAUUUAAAGGAGUUGGGGUUUUGCACUGCACCUUUAUCAAGGAUCUGUCACUGUAAAUAAACUACUAAAAGUGUGAAGCCUUCACAUCAGUCCCCAGCUGUUUGGUGUAUAUUCAUGUUUAUAUCUGCUUGUUCACAUUUACAGUGUUCUUUAUGCAUGGGGUAAAUAACACAAAAAAAUGUGAACGUUCCACUUUUGAUGGGUAGCGGUUUGGUUAAAAGCAAGAUCUUUGCUUUUCCUACUGUGGUUUUUGUCUAGGUUUUCCCCUCCUACUCUGAACUGACAUAACUCCAUUGUUUAAAUUUUUGUCUGUUAGUAUUAAAAUUUGCCUGUCAAUUUUUUUUGUUUUUUUACUUGCCAGUAGAGUGCAGCACAAACAAAGUAAAAACAUGUUUUGACAAAAACAAAAGUGCAGUGUGGUUCUUUUGUAUAUAAUGUUUUUCAUUUUGGUGCUUCAGACAAUCUGAAAUGGAUUCAUAACAAAAUAUCAAGUACAAAUCUAUAAAAAUAUGAAAUGUUGUUUUUCCCUUGAUGAGAAAAUAAUGUGUGCAUGGAAACGUUUCCAGGUAUAUGUACUUUAACUUGCAAUCAAGUUUUAUUUUCCAUUCUAAAGGAUUGUACACUUAGAUUGGAUCAUUUUGCAGACAAGACAUUCAGCCAAAGUGACUUAGACCAUUAAAUGCAUUGCACAUUUAUUUUAAGGUGCCAACCAUAAGAGUGCACUAGCAAAUCAAUAUACUUUUUAUGUAGCUUUUAAACUAAAGAUUUUAGGUCUAAUCAAAUUGUUUUUAUAAGUCACUUGUAUUGUUGGAUUAAAAUAAGUUUUAACAGUGUAGUGUAUAAAGCUACGUGUUUGCAUAAAGAAUUGUGAGAUGUAGGUCUAGUGGGUUAAACCACUGAACUGGUAAAUCAAAGGUUGCUGGUUCAAUCCCAGCAGCCACCACCAAUGUGUCCUUGAGCAAGACACUUUACUCCACGUUGCUCCAGGGGGAUUGUCCCUGUAAUAAGUGCACUGUAAGUCGCUUUGGAUAAAAGCGUCUGCCAAAUGACUAAAUUAUAAAGAAUUGAAGCGAACGAUAAAAGAAAAGCAUAGUUUAAAGUUAGACAGGAAACUUGAAAGUAAGUGAGUGUGAAACUGGUGUGGCUUCGGUUGUUUCUUUAAGGUUGUGGUGAGCUCUACAGAUUGAGUGGAGGCUGAUUUCACCGGAGAGAUAAAACUUAUUUUUUAUGAGUGAUUUGGUGCCUUUUGAUGGUACAACCAGGUGUCCCUCACUUACUGAGCGGAAAUUGCGGAAGAGAUGUACAUUGUAUCCGUUGGAGAAAGACCAGUUGGAAGUGGGCUUCGAUUCCAUCAACACGACUAUUGUGUGCGUCUGAUGAAUUUCCUGUGUUUGUAGGUAGAGCUCUCUGCUCGUGUACACUAGCGGAAGCAGACUGAACAUCUGUGUACUAAAAGCGAGGUAUUAAACUUUUUAACACACCAUGAGAGCCUGCUUGUUUCUUGGAUUUUUAUUGAAGCAGAUUUUUGACCUUUCAGCAUCUCAAGAUUUUCAAUACAUUGAAAGGCUUGAGGGGGAAUCGCUGGAUAUUGUUUUUACAGCACAACAAAGAAACUCAAGACCAUCACUUCUGUACCUAAGAAGCUUCGCUCAUUCAGAAGUUUUGAACAUCUCUGAAAAUAUAGACAAGAAGCCAGAUAUUGAUGGACGUAUCAGAAUCUCUGCAUACCUGAACUCGGGCACUGUUAAUGUGACUCUGUCAAAUUUAAAAUACAAAGAUACAGGACUUUACGUCUGUGAAUUCCUCUCAGAAAAUCAACAUGCGCAGACAUUGGCUAACAGGAACAUCCUACUACUUGUGAAGGUAGCAGGUGAGCUACGCUCUUGUGACAGACAUUCUUGGGUGAUCUACAUCGUGUCAAUAUUGACAUAUUUGCUUCUGCUCGCAGCCAUCGCAUUCACUGUGGUACAUUACAAAAAGCUGCAUAAGCGACAAGAGUCUCAGCAUUCAAUUCCAAUUUACGAAGACAUGGCAAGAAAUAGUAACACUGCAGACCUCCAUCAGGUCCCUGAAACAGCUGUUCCAGACUGGACCAACAAUAAUCAGAAUAUGCUGGAGAAUUACUAUUCCUCACCUCAGAGUAAAGAAUGAACCCUAAAAUACUGACAUUAAUUUGAUUGUAAUCGUGGUUCUCGUAGCUAUUGUAUUAUUGUGUCUACACACUGUGAUAUGAGGUGUAAUACACAAGUACUGUAACUGAUUAAAAUGAUUCUGUCAUAGUAGAUUUCAUGAAAUCAAUUGAAUAAACUUUACUUUUUACAAUUGUGUUCUUGUC
Molecule: messenger RNA, 4925 nt
Organism: Triplophysa dalaica
Lineage: Eukaryota; Metazoa; Chordata; Actinopteri; Cypriniformes; Nemacheilidae
Exons: 4
Coding region: 4073-4741 (222 amino acids)
Biological process (GO): adaptive immune response
Cellular component (GO): membrane
Molecular function (GO): signaling receptor activity
Source: RefSeq, a predicted model, not a curated record